CUUCCUUAAAGCGAACAGCUGCAUAACUUUCUUGUUUUUGUGUCCACGUCUUCCUCGUUACCUCGACUCAAAAAGUAUUUCCAGCUGCCGGUGUGUGAGCACGUGUGUUUUCAGUUGUGUGUCGUGACUGUGAAACAUUAUCAUCGACAGCUGGAUUGAAAACGUGUUAAAGGAGCCUGAAGAAAGAGAACCAUGCUCCGCUGCCGGAGGUGUCGGAAAGGCAUCAUAGACUCGACAUGUUUGUCAGUGGUUGAGGCCACAGAUGAAAGCUCAGCUGCUGUUUGCAGUAUUUGGCAUGUGAAUGUUGACACGUUGCCAGAGUGGAUACUGAGCUCAGUUCACCAGGCCCAGUGGACUGUAGGAAAACUGAACUGCCAGAACUGCACAGCUCGUUUGGGUGGCUUCAAUUUCAUUAACCGUUUUGAGUGUCCCUGUGGCCUGGACGCCACUGUCCACCUUAACAAAAGCCGUGUGGACGAUGACCACAAACGUUACGUUCUCAUCGUCCAGCCGAGGAGGACAAGGCCCGAAAAGGGACGUGCCGGUCUGCCAAUAGACGUCUCUCAGAACAAAGAGCAGAGGCCUGAAUUUAACAGGACUGCAUUGGACAGUUUACAGCUUAAUUGUGCUGCUGUCAUGUCCCACAUCAGCCCUGCAGAGGCCUCUAAUUCACUGGCUGACGAUGAAAACACCCAGCCAUUCUCUUUCAGUCCUCUGUACUGCAUCUCUCAAAGGAGACGGCGCAGUUUGGAAGAUGAUGCCGUCAUCAGUUCAUCAUGUUUUUGCGCUGCAGGCCCUACGGACAAGUCUGCUGUUGAGAUGACAAGAGCCGGCACAGAUGAGUCUCCACGGCCUCCUGUUUCGUAUCCCACAAGUCAGCACUUUGACCUUGAUGGUGAAGCGUCUGUCAACGCUGUCGCCCGUCGUUCAUCUAUUUCUGGAAGGACACGGUCACCUCUGAAUCAACAGCUCCCACAAACUGUGGAGGAUGUCGAGUCAUCUCCAGGGACCACGACUGUCCACGAGGAGGUUUCUGAUUCAGCCCUGUUCCUCAGAGGGAGAUCCAUCUCUGACAGUGUAGCAGAGCAUGACGAGGAAUUGGUGCCUCAAGCCUUUAUGGCCUCCCCGGACUCAAGCAGACUGAGCAAAAGAGAGAAGAACCGUCUGAAGAGCUUGCGCAGGAAACAGAGGAGGAGAGAGCGAUGGCUGCACAGUGAGCUGGAGCAGGCUAAGAGUGUGAGCACUUCACUGCUGGACAGUGAGGAGGAGGACAGAGAGGGUCUCACCUGCGCCGUGUGUCUCGAUGUCUACUUCAGCCCGUACAGCUGUCAGCCCUGCGGUCACGUGUUCUGCGAGCCGUGUCUCCGUAUAAUCACCAAGAACCGACCCACAGACACACCCUGCCCUCUGUGCCGCACCCUGAUCUCUCAUACCAACUUCGACAAAGAUCUCAACCAAACGGCUAAGACCUUCUUCCCAAAAGUGUACCAUGCCCGCAAGCAGAAUUUCAAGAGCGCUUCGUGUGCAAAAUGGCCUCUGCCCAGCUGUCACAAACACUUCCGUAUCUUCUGGAGAGAUCAGAGACGGGCAGUGAUGGCAGGAAGACGCUGGCACUUUGCCCAUGGAGGUUUCACGCUGGAUCCUUUGGACCUGACUGACAUGCGCGGCUGGCUCUUUGACAUCGGCCUGGUCACCGUCUACAUCCACUCAGUCACCUGGAUCCUGGCCUUCUUGUUCCUCUGUUUGCUCACAUACUAUUUCUUUUUUUGAGACACUGAGGAAUUGCAGUGCAGGGCAGUUUUUUUCUUUUCUUCAAAGUGUUUGUGUGUGUGUGUGUAAUGUGGUUUUCCUGGUCAAACCUGUUUUUAAGUGGCAAAGUAUUUUACAAAUGGAGGUGGUCGUGAUGUGCAUAGAAGCAAGGAGCAGGAAACUGAUCAUUUGCAGGUUUGCACGCUUGCAAAAGUUGAAAAUAUGGGUCACCUGACUACAAAUAUUUUAAAAUGUAAUGAUUUGAACAAAGCUUAGAGCCCAACACCCAUUGUAUAAUACACUUAGGAGUUUUGAGAGAAAUAAUGGGCAGAGCUGAAGUACAGAAAAACUGAAGCGGAGUGGUGUUUCAUCUGUUAAUUUACUUUGCACAUCAGGAAGACCUUGUCAAAAGGGUGCUGUUUGGUGAUGAAAUCUUUGGGUUAUGGAAGUAUUUAUCAGACAGAGAAAAACAAAAGAUUGAUGCCACCCUCAAGUCUGUGAGUUAAGUACGGUGCUGGAGCCCGGAGGCAAUUAGCCUUGCUUAGCAUAAAGAUUGGAAGCAGCUAGCCUGGCUCGGUCUGUAGUUCAAAAAUAUGCCUACCAACAACUCUACUAAUAAACAUUUUAUUGUUUAAUUA
Molecule: messenger RNA, 2387 nt
Organism: Micropterus salmoides (largemouth bass)
Lineage: Eukaryota; Metazoa; Chordata; Actinopteri; Centrarchiformes; Centrarchidae
Product: E3 ubiquitin-protein ligase RNF180-like
Exons: 8
Coding region: 193-1770 (525 amino acids)
Biological process (GO): serotonin metabolic process; norepinephrine metabolic process; protein polyubiquitination
Cellular component (GO): endoplasmic reticulum membrane
Molecular function (GO): ubiquitin conjugating enzyme binding; ubiquitin protein ligase activity
Source: RefSeq, a predicted model, not a curated record